Molecule: messenger RNA, 1611 nt
Organism: Stylonychia lemnae
Lineage: Eukaryota; Ciliophora; Spirotrichea; Sporadotrichida; Oxytrichidae
Source: the annotation of a GenBank genome assembly
AUGAGCUCUCUUUAGUUCUUAAAUACUAAGGCUGAUGUCCUAAGAAGAUCACAAGCCCUCGCUGUCAACAUCCAAGCUGCUAAGGGUCUCCAAGAAGUCCUCAAGACUAACCUCGGCCCCAAGGGAACCAUGAAAAUGCUCGUCGGAGGAGCGGGACAAGUUAAGAUUACUAAGGACGGUCAGGUUUUGCUUCACGAAAUGCAAAUCCAACAUCCAACUGCUGCUAUGAUUGGAAGAGCUGCCACUGCUCAAGAUGAUAUUGUCGGUGACGGUACUACCUCAAAUGUUCUUUUCAUUGGAGAACUCAUGAGAAUCGCUGAAAGAUAUCUUGGAGAAGGUGUUCACCCAAGAAUUCUCGUAGACGGUAUUGAACUCGCCAAGAGAGAAACUCUCGCUUUCCUCGAGAGAACCAAAAUUCCUCAACCAGAGAUCACCAAAGAAUUAUUAAUGGAGGUCGCCAAGGCUUCAUUGAUGACUAAAGUUCACCCAUCAAUUGCCAACCCACUCACCGAAAUCGUCGUUGAUGCAGUCAACGCUAUAAAGAAGGACGACAGAAUUGACUUACACAUGAUUGAAAUCAUGCAUAUGCAACAUAAGAUGUCCACUGAGUCUAAGCUCAUUAAGGGACUCGUUCUCGACCACGGUGGAAGACACGAGAACAUGCCAUCUAGACUAGAGAACUGCUUCAUUAUGUGCCUCAACGUCUCACUCGAAUACGAGAAGACUGAAGUCCACUCUGGAUUCUUCUGGUCUAAUGCUGAAUAAAGAGAGAAAUUGAUUGCCAGCGAGAGAGCAUUCACUGAUGAUAAAGUAUUGAAGAUCGUCGAACUUAAAAAGAAGCUUUGCGACGGAACUAACAAAAACUUCGUUGUCAUCAACCAAAAGGGUAUUGACCCACCCUCUCUCGAAAUUCUCGCUAGAGAAGGAAUCAUUGGAAUCAGAAGAGCCAAGAGAAGAAAUCAAGAGAGAAUCCCACUCGCUUGCGGAGGUAAGUGCCUCAACUCAGUUGAAGACAUGACUCCAGAAGACCUCGGUUUCGCCAAGCUCGUCUAUGAGGUUUCCCUCGGAGACGACAAGUACACCUUCAUCGAGGGUGUUGAGAACCCAUUCUCAUGCACCAUCCUAAUCAAGGGACCCAACGACUACUCUAUUUCUCAAACCAAGGACGCCAUUAGAGACGGUCUCAGAGCAGUUCAAAACACCAUCAAUGACAAGGCAGUUAUUGCUGGUGCUGGUGCCUUCGAAGUUUCAGCCCACAGAAACCUUGUCAACUACAUGAGAGACUCAGUCAGUGGCAAAGUCAAGCUCGGUAUCCAAUGUUUUGCUGACGCCCUCCUCGUAGUCCCAAGAACUCUCGCUGAGAAUUCAGGUUUCGAUCAACAAGAGACCCUCUUGAAGGUUAUGGAGGCUCAUGAGAAAACUGGAGAGCAAUACGGAGUAGAUGUCAUUACUGGAGAGCCCCAGCCAAUCACUGUUUCCCACGUCUAUGAUAACUAUAUUGUUAAACGUCAGUUCCUGAAUAUUGCUCCAGUCCUUGCUGAGCAACUACUUUUAGUUGAUGAGGUUAUGAGAGCCGGUAGAAAUAUGAGACCUGGUGGAGAAGAGGAAUGA